AUGUUGAAUGCUUUUCGCACAAGAAACAACUGUGAAAUAGAGGCAAAGUUUAUCCAAAAUCGAAUACAUACAGUAGAGAAGAACAUUUCAGAGCUUUGUAAUGUUUUUGCACAGUAUUCUAGGAAAGCAGCCAGGGUACGGGACAAAGGUGAUGAAAUCGCAAAAACUGCGCUAACUUACGCCGAGACUGAAACCGUUAACCAGUCUCUUUCCAACGCCCUAGAAAGUUUCGCUGAAUCGCUGAGUGCUUUAGGUGACUAUGGCGAUGCCAGGGCUCAAACAAUUGACGCAAAAGUAGUAUCGGAGCUUUCUAAGUAUGAGCAAAUCUGCAAAAACGUUAAGGAAGAGGUCAAGGAAAUAUAUGCAAUCAGAGACAGGGAAUUGACUCGUAGGAGACAAUUGGAUAGAAUCAGGGAGAGGAACCCUAGACAGAGACAACAGAUUAUUCAAGCAGAAACUGAUUUGGUCAAAGCCACAGCUGAAGUUUCCAAAUCCAUACAUAAUCUCGAAGAAAAAACUACAAGAUUCGAGAAGCAAAAACUGCAUGAUAUAAAGAAAAUACUUCUAGACUUUAUAUCUGUUGAGAUUGGCUAUCAUGCUAAGGCUUUGGAGAUUUUUACCAAAGCUUAUAAUGAUGUUAACAGUAUCAACGAAGAGCGCGACCUAGAGGAUUUCCAUCACAUUAGAGGACAACUACAGAGCUGAGGAAGUCUCUCCAUGCUUCAGACAAAAUGCAGCAUAAUAAAUCCAUAAGCAAACGCCAAAUAUUUAGAUCAUCAGGCUCUUUAGGAUCCUUGGGCACCAUUUUCAAAACUAACAGCAGCAGAAGACCUGGUACUCCGGAUUCAAAGAAGUUUUCGAAAAGUGAAGAAACUUUGGAUUCAUUGAAGCAUAGCUUUUCCGAAUCUGCCGUUUCCGAUGAAGACAGCGAAGAGGAGAACACAUCCAGUGAUGAACAUAAAGAGUCUCCCAUCAUGGUUCGGAAGAGCAUGAAGCCAGUGGGUUGAAGUCUCAUUUGUAAUUAUUGUUUGAAAUAAAUCUUUUGUAGUACACAGUUUUAUCUUAAAAAAACGUGAUAAUUUUUAGUUGUUUUAUGAUCACUGGAGACCAAACCUUUUCAUUUCAAAUAGACAAAUGGAAAUCUACAAUCAAAUAAAC
Molecule: messenger RNA, 1158 nt
Organism: Acanthoscelides obtectus
Lineage: Eukaryota; Metazoa; Arthropoda; Insecta; Coleoptera; Chrysomelidae
Source: the annotation of a GenBank genome assembly